AGGCGCUUAGAAAAGCCCAUGAGAUCGUCAUAUCAAACGGGUUUUUAGCAUGCUAGGGGGGAUUCCGCCAUAAUAGCCUUGAAAUAUCAAAUGGAAUCGGCAGUCUCUAUACCGAAAGCCAGCCAGAAUGAACAGCGCGCAUCAGAAUCGUUCCAUUUUGCUGCUGCUUCUCAUCUGUGUGGCCAGCUCUGGAGCGCACAACACCACCACAAAUUGCACGCAUCGCUGUGGUAGCGGCGAUUGCAUUCAACUGGAUCGGCUGUGCGAUGGCAGGGCCCAAUGCUUGGAUGCCUCCGAUGAGACUGUCGAGAUGUGCGGCAAGGUCUGGUGUCCUGGCUACAGCUUCCGUUGCAGCUAUGGCGCUUGUAUUGCCAGCACGGCCGUCUGUGAUGGCCAGCACGACUGUGUGGAUGGAUCCGAUGAGGAAAGAUGGCUGUGCCGGGCCCAGAUGCAACAGGCCAACUGCGACAACUGGGAGAUGUACUGCCAGUCCGGCCAGUGCGUACCGUAUUCGAGACUUUGUGAUGGAAAGAACGAUUGUCUGGAUGGGGAUGAUGAGCUGGCCACCUUAUGCGAGGGCGUCACCAUAGCCAGCUCCACAAUCAACCCAACAGCAUCCACAGACAACGACAUGUUAAUGGGGACAUCGACAACGUCAAUGCGAAACCUGCCUGACGAGUGCGUAGUGCCACAGAUAACCAAUCUAAUAAUAAAGCAUUCCAGCAAUGCAGUCCUUCAUGCGGGCACGAGUGUCCCCAACGACACGAGGAUUCACUAUGAUUGCCCAGCUGAUCAUUCGCUCAAAGGAGAACAAGAGAAUAUCUGCAAUGCACCCAUGUGGCUGCAUCUGUUUCCAUACUGUGAAACUCCCACAUCAUUCGAUUUUGGCCUGGUCAUAGCAAUUUUCUCCUUACUAAUCGUCGCCGGCCUGCUGGUGCUCAUCUACAAAGUGCUCAGAGAUGACCGCCAUAGGCCGCAUGAAGAGCAAAUUUGGCUUGUAGACACAACAGGCAACAGGCCUCCAAAGCAAUCAGACAUAGUCAAGGUCUAACAGAAACUCGUUCUUGAAUUGUUAACUAUUAAAAC
Molecule: messenger RNA, 1086 nt
Organism: Drosophila subobscura
Lineage: Eukaryota; Metazoa; Arthropoda; Insecta; Diptera; Drosophilidae
Product: modular serine protease
Exons: 2
Coding region: 128-1051 (307 amino acids)
Cellular component (GO): plasma membrane
Molecular function (GO): protein binding
Source: RefSeq, a predicted model, not a curated record